Messenger RNA from Drosophila rhopaloa, 1633 nucleotides. Its product is annotated as enoyl-CoA delta isomerase 1, mitochondrial. Lineage: Eukaryota; Metazoa; Arthropoda; Insecta; Diptera; Drosophilidae. The record is from RefSeq and is a predicted model, not a curated record. The coding region runs from base 696 to 1559 and encodes 287 amino acids. The transcript is spliced from 4 exons. Gene Ontology annotation, biological process: fatty acid beta-oxidation. Gene Ontology annotation, molecular function: enoyl-CoA hydratase activity. Gene Ontology annotation, cellular component: mitochondrion.
AGAUGAUAACAAUUGGCUGGAAAUUUUCCAUCGAAGAUCAGUAGUUAUUUAGCAGCUGUUGAUAAGAAUUGUUAAACUUAAUUAUAAUACGUCUGUAUUAGGUCAAUUUUUAAUUAUUGGACAACUUUUAGAUAAUAACAACUUAACAACUUAAAAAAACCGAAACCAGUACAAAGGUCAAAUUUUAUACAUAUCAAGAAAAAUGUUGCACCUGAAUCUUUUGAGAUUUUUGGUCCGCGGGGGUCAAAAAAGACUGAUGUCCACUGCCACAAAGUUGACCACAGUGGAGGUUAACGACAAGACCGGAAUUGCUACCCUUACAAUGAAUCGGCCUCCGGUCAAUAGCCAAAACGUACAAUUAUUAUUGGACCUGCAGUCUUCCAUCAGCGAAAUCGAAAACAACAAGAGCCGGGGCCUCAUUUUAACCUCCGCAAGUUCCAAUGUGUUUUCAGCUGGGCUGGACAUCCUGGAAAUGUAUAAUACGGACGAGGAGCGACUCCGAAUCGUUUGAUCGCGAUUUUCUGGCUCCGUGUGAACUUCGCCUGGAAAUGCUUAACCAGCUGAUCGUUUCGGCUUGAGUGUUUGUUUUUUUUUGGUUCGCAACUCGACUUUAUAUAUGAUAAACAGGUUAAUUUGUUUAAAUUCCUGCCUGCCGCUCAGUGCGUGAUUGCUGCUCCAAAUCCGAAGUCAUCGUAAUGUUGCGUAACAGACUGAUAGAAACAGCCCGCCGGAUGAAACCCAUCCUUUGCGGGGGGCAAUCCCUGCGAUCCCUCACACAAGGGGCUAACUCAAAGCUGACCACUAUAGAGGUCGAUGAUAAGAGUGGAAUCGCUACUCUAUCGAUGAAUCUGCCGCCGGUGAACACUCUGACCAUGGAUUUGAUGCACGACCUCAUCGAUUCGAUCAAUGAGAUCGAGAGCAACAGGAGUCGCGGCCUUAUCCUGACCUCGAGCAAUGACAAGGUCUUCUCCGCUGGCCUUGAUCUCAAUGAGCUUCUGAAUCCGGAAGUGGAGCGCUUACGGUUAUUCUGGACCCGUUUUCAGGAUUUGUGGCUGGCCCUCCAUCUUUGUGGUAUUCCCACAGCGGCAGCUAUUAAUGGACAUGCUCCUGCCGCCGGCUGUGUUUUGGCCACUGCCUGCGAGUACCGGGUGAUGCUUCAAAAUCGGUUCAUCGGAAUCCAUGCCACCCGUUUCAGUUUCGUCAUCUCUAAGUGGAUGAUGCUCUCGUACCAGAGCGUUUUGCCCCGCCGGAUUGUCGAGCGCGCUUUGAACCAAGGUAAGCUCUUCCCCGCCGAGGAAGCCUUGGAGGUGGGUCUCGUCGACGAGGUCGUGUGCAGUAAGGAGGAGGCGCUGUCCAAGUGCGCCGCCUUUAUAGCCACUUUCGACAAGGCUAAUCCACUGGCCAGGACCUUAACCAAGCGAAUGUGCCGUGAACCAGAUGUGCAGGAGCUGCUAAAGGAUCGGGCCGGCGAUCUGAAGGAGUGCGUGGACUACGUCACUUCUCCACUUUUCCAGGAGGGACUUUGCAAUCACCUCAAGGGCCUUAAAAGUAGGAAAUAGAGGGGCUUCUAAAGCUAGGUGAUGAAAUUGCAUUUAUUAUAUAUGUAUAUGGGUAUUAAAGUUGUUAAUCCGAA